Messenger RNA from Linum trigynum, 2058 nucleotides. The record is from the annotation of a GenBank genome assembly. NCBI's taxonomy places the organism in Eukaryota, Viridiplantae, Streptophyta, Magnoliopsida, Malpighiales, Linaceae.
AUGGAGUCCACUCCGCAAGGAGUUCCCGAGCGGGACAAGCCAGGCGGCCCUACCUCUUCUCCCGUAUCCGUCGUCUCCAAUUUCUGGAAAGAAUUUGAUUUGGAAAAGGAGAAAAGUGUGCUUGACGAGCAAGGUCUUAGAAUAGCUGAGAAUCAGGAGAACAGCCAGAAGAAUCGACGGAAACUUGCAGAGAGCACUCGAGAUUUUAAAAAAGCUUCAUCGGAGGAAAAGUUAGGUUUAUUCAACUCCCUACUAAAGGGAUACCAAGAAGAAGUUGACAACCUUACCAAGAGAGCAAAAUUUGGAGAAAAUUCCUUUCUUAAUAUUUAUCAGAAGCUGUAUGAGGCUCCAGAUCCAUAUCCAGCCCUUGCAUCAAUUUCUGAACUAGAUCUAAAAUUGUCUGAACUAGAAUCAGAAAACCGGAAAAUGAGGCUUGAGCUGGAAGAAUUCAGGACAGAAGCAACUCACUUAAAGAAUCAACAGGCAACAAUAAGAAGACUAGAGGAGCGCAAUCGUCAAUUAGAAUUACAGAUGGAAGAAAAGGUGAAGGAAAUUGUUGAGAUGAAGCAACGUAGUCUGGCUGAAGAAAACCAAAAGACCUUAGAAGUGUUGAAAGAUAGGGAGCAAUCGUUGCAAGAUCAACUACGACAAGCUAAAGAAAGUGUUUCCAAUAUGCAGAAACUGCACGAACUCGCACAGAGUCAAUUGUUUAUAGUUCAAGCUCAAUCAGAUGAAGAAAGUGCUGCAAAGCAAUCAGAGGUCAAUCUUUUGAUGGAUGAAGUUGAGAGGGCUCAAACACGGCUUCUUAGUCUCGAGAGAGAAAAGGGUGUUCUGUGGUCUCAAUUACAGUCUGCAAAUGAAGACACGGGAAACAAGAGAAGUGACAAUUUGGAUUCUAGUAGUAUGCUGGAGAAUUCUUUGAGUGCCAAAGAGAAGAUUAUUUCUGAACUGAACAUGGAACUUCACAAGAUUGAGACAACCUUGGCAAAUGAGCGAGAACAGCACAUAAAUGAGAUUAAAAGGUUGAAUGCACUGAUCAAUGAGAAGGAUGUUGCGAUUCAGGACGUGAAGAAAGAACUUCAAGCUAGACCUACACCAAAAUUAGUGGAUGACCUUCGUAAAAAAGUGAAAAUUUUGCAGGCGGUCGGAUAUAACUCUAUAGAGGCAGAAGAUUGGGAGGUUGCAACUAGUGGUGAGGAAAUGAGCAAGAUGGAAUCCCUUCUUCUGGAUAAAAAUCGGAGAAUGGAACAUCAAGUGACACAGUUGAAGGUCCAACUUUCUGAGAAAUCAUCCUUGCUGGACACAGCUGAUAGCAAGAUUGUAGAGCUCACUUCCAAGGUUAAUGAGCAACAGAAGUUGAUUCAAAAAUUGGAAGAUGAUAUCUUAAAGGGUUAUGGUUCCAAAGAUAGAAAGGGCAGUUUAUUUGAGGAUUGGGACCUCUCAGAGGCAAGUGGAGCAGAGUCAUCUGAGCAUCUGGACCAGAAACAUGUUUCCUCGGAUCGAGACCAGAGUUCAAUGCUCAAGGUGAUCUGCAAUCAACGAGAUAGAUUUAGGGCACGUCUAAAUGAAGCAGAAGAGGAGAUAAGGCAACUGAAGGAGAGAAUUGGAGCUCUGACUCAGGAGUUGGAAAAAUCUAAAGCAGAUAAUGUUAAGCUGUAUGGGAAGAUGCGUUAUGUCCAAGAUUACAAUCUCGAGAAAGUAGUUUCAAGAGGAGCUUCAAAGAAGCAUGCGGAGGACUUGGAAAGUGGUUCUAGCUCGGAUGUGGAAUCAAAGUACAAGAAGAUAUAUGAAGAUGACAUAAAUCCAUUUGCAGCGUUUUCAAAGAAGGAAAGGGAUCAACGGUACAAGGAGUUGGGAUUCAGGGAUCGAAUCACACUCAGCAGUGGACGUUUCGUUAUGGGCAACAAAUAUGCACGUACCUUCGCAUUCUUCUACACGAUCGGAUUACAUGUCCUGGUGUUCAGCUGUCUUUACCGAAUGUCGGCUCUCAGCUACCUUGGCAACGGCGAGGAAUCACUGGUUGUAGAUCAAACUAUAAACCUCCCACACGCACUCUGA